Messenger RNA from Penicillium cataractarum, 552 nucleotides. RefSeq lists its product as uncharacterized. Bases 1 to 552 code for a protein of 183 amino acids. The record is from RefSeq and is a predicted model, not a curated record. The transcript has a single exon. Lineage: Eukaryota; Fungi; Ascomycota; Eurotiomycetes; Eurotiales; Aspergillaceae.
AUGCCACCACCAUCCAACCACAGGGCCGAAAAUGAGCCCCCAGAGGAGAUCACCACCGAAGCCGCCAAGGGCUUCAUGACGGGCGUAUUCCGCGUACGUUCCACCAAGUACCUCAAUAGAUACUUGACCUCUCUCUUUCUCUCUCUCUACAAAUCCCUACUCACAUUCAUCCCAACUAUCCAGUUCGGCUCCGUCUCAAUCCUCGCACACAUGAUCAUGAUCCUCCCGCACCCAUUCACCUUUACCGCACCAACACCACCUUCCACCAGCGAAUCCCAACCCCGACCACGCCCAUCACCAUUCUCCCGCGAAUAUCUCCGCUCCCGCCUCUUCUACAGGCCAAUCGAAGGGUUCUCCGAGUGGCUAUCGCCCGCGUCCCGGGUAUACCGGGGGCUGACACCGCAAUUCAAAGUGUUCUUGCAGAUCGCCGCGAUGACCCUUGGAGGGUGCAUUUGGGCCGAGAGACGUGUCAAUGAGUAUAUCGAGCUUAUGAGGCGGAUUAAGAGAGCUGAGCGACUUCAGGCGCAGUGGGAGCAGGGAUCUGGGAGGUAG